ACUAAAGCAGGAACCAAAUGAUAUACAAUAUUACACCACUACGGAAGUACUGAUGACACGGAAGUGCUUGAUGGUCAGACGGCGCCGGACACGUGGUAGCAUGCCGGUCAGUAUAAAUAGCAGGUGGACAACUGAGAGGUCAUUCAUCCGACCUCCUCGGCAGUGUCAAGAAUCCUCGCUCGCCCCGCCCACCAAUCACCAUGAACAAGUCUCUGAUGCUAGUGUUGAUCCCCUGUCUGGUGGCUUACGUCAUGGCCCAGUAUUACCAGCCUGGAUACGGUGGUAUGGCUGGAUACGGUGGUGGGUACGGGCCUGGAACCUACUACAACUACGCUGCGCAGAGCGCCCAAGGAGCAAAGACAAGCAACUUGUUGAACUAUGGCCUUCUCUUCUUCGCCAUCCUCAUCCUGACAAAUGCCACUGGAAGUAUCACUGGUUAAACGUAGUUAACAGAAGCUUACAUGCACCUUCACAAGAAAUCAAAUGAAUUCCACAGACGUCCUGUUAUUGCUGAUAUUGCGCGAUGUAUUUUGUGUUGCUAUGAAUAAAACUGUAUUUACAUAAAA
This is a messenger RNA of Mizuhopecten yessoensis (Yesso scallop), 566 nucleotides long. RefSeq lists its product as uncharacterized. The coding region runs from base 53 to 487 and encodes 144 amino acids. The record is from RefSeq and is a predicted model, not a curated record. NCBI's taxonomy places the organism in Eukaryota, Metazoa, Mollusca, Bivalvia, Pectinida, Pectinidae. The transcript is spliced from 5 exons.